GCAGGAUCGCUGCGCUCCACCCGGAUGCCUGAGGGUGGCGGUACCACCCCGCCGUCGGGAAACGGGGAGUGUGCGGGGCGGAUGUGCGUCCGUCGGCCUCAGGGUACCGCUGGCUGCGGGGCUCAGAAGUCGGACGAGGAGAUGGCGGCCAUGACGAUCCUGGUGGGAGUCAAGAGGGUGAUCGACUACGCGGUGAAGAUCCGGGUGAAGCCCGAUCACACCGGUGUGGUGACCGAUGGGGUGAAACAUUCCAUGAACCCUUUCUGUGAGAUCGCUAUGGAAGAGGCAGUCCGACUGAAAGAGAAGAAACAUGCCCAGGAGGUGAUCGCGGUGAGCUGUGGCCCCCAGCAGUGUCAGGAGACGAUCCGCACGGCCCUGGCCAUGGGGGCUGACCGGGGCAUUCACGUGGAGGUAACGGGGAAAGACUAUGAUGCUCUGGGCCCUCUGCAAGUCUCCAAAAUCCUGGCAGCUCUCGCCAAGCAGGAGAAGGUGGACCUCAUUCUCCUGGGCAAACAGGCUAUCGAUGGGGACUGGAAUCAAACGGGACAGAUGACCGCUGCGCUCCUGGACUGGCCCCAGGGCACCUUUGCCUCGGAGGUGAAGGUGGAGGAUAAGAAGUUAAUGGUGACCCGGGAAGUGGACGGGGGUUUGGAGACAGUUUCACUCAAGUUGCCGGCCGUUGUAACCUCUGACCUACGUCUGAAUGAGCCUCGAUAUGCCACUCUGCCAAACAUCAUGAAAGCAAAGAAGAAGAAGAUUGCUCGAACGAGUGCGCAGGAGCUGGGAGUGAACAUCUCGAGUAAGCUGCAGACCCUGAGUGUGGAAGACCCCCUGCAGCGGACUGCCGGGGUCAAGGUGGAGAAUGUGGAACAGCUGGUCGCUAAACUCCAGGAAAUCGGCCGCAUCUGAUGGUUCAGAGGGUUACCCAUUGCCAGGAACUCUGCGUAGUCCUCACCACCAAAUCUCGUCUCUCGACUGGCUGUUCUUUUUAAGGAAAUGAUUGCCCAGCACCAGACUGCCUUUUAGAGCUGCCUCCUAAUUCUUUGAGUGGAAAAUUAUCAGAGCAGGUUAAUAAAUAGUUUCUAUAAUCACCUCA
Molecule: messenger RNA, 1096 nt
Organism: Rhincodon typus (whale shark)
Lineage: Eukaryota; Metazoa; Chordata; Chondrichthyes; Orectolobiformes; Rhincodontidae
Gene: etfb
Product: electron transfer flavoprotein subunit beta
Exons: 7
Coding region: 25-909 (294 amino acids)
Cellular component (GO): cytosol
Molecular function (GO): electron transfer activity
Source: RefSeq, a predicted model, not a curated record